AGGCAUCGUCAUUUGCUAGCUCCGCUGGGGCGGCGUGGUGCACUCCCCGCUCCUCCGCACCGCUGCACCACACGUCCUCGCAACCGAACUGUGUACUCGGCGGGCGCUCGCUCAGCUAUAAGAAUGGGUCGGGCUUACCGCCCUGCCCUCACCAAUCCUCGGAACGACACCGUCACGACCAGCGCAUACAUCCCACAUCCCACUGACGAAUUAUCCACCAUGUCUGCCUACGCCACCCAACGCCCGCCGGAGCACCACAUCCACCGUGACUCAGAAACCCUCCCCGGUGCCCGCGGCGCCGCACCUGCGGCCAACUACGACGCAGACGUAACGAACAACGACCGUGUCUGGCAAGACAACAACCAGCGCCAGUUCGGCGCAGGCACCGACGACCGCGCCGUCAUGGGCGGUGCUCAGCAUCAGUCUGCUGCGUCGCCCGGCGUUGAGUCGGGCCAUAACGCAUACACCGAAGACAGGCCCAUGAACGUGCAGCCGACAUCGGAGGGCGGAGUUGCAGUCGACGGACACAGUGAUGUCCCUGAGGGCAAGGCCAAGUUCACCGAUAAGCUGGUGGGCAAGACCCAGAAGGUUGCCGGAAAGGCCAUGAAGAACGCUGACUUGCAUGAGAAGGGAGAGCUCCGCGAGGCAGGCGGCAAGGGUGCAGUUACGGGAGAAACUCGUGCUCCCCACGAUUGAAGUCAACAUCUCUGGAAUUGUAGCAUGGACGGCGGACUCACGUACACUGUAUAAUUAAUUUGUAUACCACAUUUUGUAUUCUGCGACAACACAUCCGGUGCUUGCGUCAUGUAGAACAGAGGAAAGGCAAUGUGAGUGAGUAUGUGGUACAUCAUGCAUCAGCGGUCACGAACUCGAACUCGAAAGGCUCAAAAAGUUGUGGGCCCCGUCUGCGUCACGACGCCCUGGUCCGUUGUCUGUCUUCGCAAGAAAUGACACUCACCAAAUCUUGUCACAUCAGCAAACAUCCCCGCCCGCCCCCGCAGUGCCUGGCGUUACUGGUUGCAGAUACCUCUACGAUUGGGUUGGAAGCUGGCAGGCAGCUGUCAGGAAAGCUUCAGC
Molecule: messenger RNA, 1077 nt
Organism: Fomitopsis serialis
Lineage: Eukaryota; Fungi; Basidiomycota; Agaricomycetes; Polyporales; Fomitopsidaceae
Exons: 3
Coding region: 124-696 (190 amino acids)
Source: RefSeq, a predicted model, not a curated record